UGACAUGCGUCACCAUGAGCCAUUUUGUCUGUAAAGAAACUGUGGUGUCGUCAACGUGAUCAAACGUCGUCAAAGUGUAUGAAAAGUUGAAGUGAUUUUUUUUUAUUUUCACAAGUUUUAUAAAUUCAAGAAUACAUUUUGUGUUUUUAAGUACGAAAAAACUAAAGUAUAUUUGAGUCUCAUUUAUACUGGAUUUUCAGUUGUUCAAAAGUUUAUGUUAUAUGGUGGGGUGGGUGUAUAGUAACUAUUGGACACUUUGGUGCGCACCCCAAAUCAUUUUCUCAGAAGUCAAUCCCAUCCCCGUGAAAAGUGUUGCUAAUUUGUGGAAAAUCCAAUGCUCACUGCAGCUCCCGGAGCUACCAGGAGCAACAAAUCUAACGUUGACAUCGUGGAUUGGAGACUGAGGGAAUUGUUAAGAUGAAAAUCGACACAUCUAGACUGAAGCGUGGCAAUUCGGACGUCUCACCGGAAUGUCAGGCACUAAUUGAUCGGCUGAGAAAUUGUUCGAGAAGUGAAUUGGCCGAUGAAUUGGGCAAAAUAGAUUCAUGGACAUUUGGCAAGUGCGAAUUGUACCAUUGGAUUGAAGUACUGGAUAUAUUCGAUGGGAUUCUCGAGGAGGCCACUGAUAUUCAACGAAGUGAAUGGCACAUCGAGAUUGAUGUUAACUUUAGUCCUGAGGAAGUUAAAUUGGUGCUGUUGGUUCUCAAUUUCACAACACUCCUCAUUGAACACAGUUUCUCACGUCAUUUGUACAGUUCAAUUGAGCACCUUAGUGCCCUUUUGCUGUCAAUUGACAUGGAAAUUGUUCUUGGUGUCCUAAAUCUCCUGUAUAUGUUCUCAAAGCGUAGCAAUUACCUAUCACGUUUAACAGGUGAAACACGGACGGCACUACUUGGACGACUGAAUUUUAUUGCUGAAAGUUGGGGUGGACGUGAAUAUGGUCUGGGAUUGGCUGAAUGUUGUCAUCAUGAUGCCAAAUUACCACCAACAGCAACAAUAUUCUACUAUGAAUUCUACAAUAAACGCGGUGAUCUCGAAACAAUUAAUAUUGAUGAUGCACGUGGUAAAUUUAGUGAUCCACGUGAUUUGACAGUUCAUCUACUUCAACGCAGUACAGAUCGAUUGUCAGAUGAACAACGAAUUCAUCUAUUUAUGCGACUCAGAUCAUCAAUGCGCUUCCAUGAGCAUCAGGCACGUUUGCAAUUUGUCCAAGCGAGACUUCAAGCACUCUCCGUUCUUGUCUAUUCUGAUGCCAUUCAUGAAAAAACCCAUUCACUCAUUUAUCCGGGUUUUCUUGAAGAAUUGGUGGAAUUACUUGAGUUGAAUGGGAAGGAUUUGGUGGAAAUUCAUGCAGCUGCAUUGAGAACAAUGACAUCAAUUAUUCAUUUGGAUAGAAAUCCAACAUUACCGAAAAAACCAAGUUCAAGAUUGGGAAUGAUUAUUGAUGUAACCGGUGCUAAUUCCUAUCAUGGUUUCCUACCAACACUCGUUAGGGGAUGCAUUUGUAGCCUUACAGCACCACAGGAAACCUUUCCACUACCCCUGGCAACAGCUCUCUUCAGUUUCCUGUACCAUCUGGCUACGUAUGAAGUUGGUGGUGAGAGUUUGGUGGCGUGUGGCAUGAUGGAGAGUCUGUUGAAGGUGAUCAAUUGGCAAGGUAGUGAAUUGGAGCAUAUAACAUUUGUCACACGAGCUGUUAGAGUUAUUGAUCUCAUCACAAAUAUCGAUAUGGCAAGUUUUCAGGCACAUGCUGGUCUCAGUAGUUUUAUUGGUCGGUUGGAAGUUGAAGUGAAAACAUGUCGUACUGAUCAACCAGAUGAAAUAAUACCCAAAUGUCGUAAUACGGAAAAUAUUGAAGGUGUCCUUGGGCCAGGUGGUGGUGAAUCUGGACAAGGUGGAUCAAUAACUGAAGUCCAAUCUGGUGAUACGGCCAUGAUUGAUGCAAGUGAUACUGUUGGUGAAACAUCAAGAAUACUGCAUCAACAGCAGCAUCGUAUUAGUAGUGUAUGCCUACCACAGAGGGCAGCACUACUAAAAUCAAUGCUAAAUUUUCUGAAAAAAGCCAUUCAAGAUCGUGCAUUUGCCGAAAGUAUUCCUCAUGUUAUGGAAGGUAGUCUACCAAAUUCUCUACGUCAUAUUAUUAGCAAUGCCGAAUACUAUGGACCAUCAUUGUUUUUGCUGGCAACUGAUGUUGUUACAGUGUAUGUCUUUCAAGAACCUAGCCUUUUGUCAGCCCUACAGGACAAUGGAUUGACUGAUGUUGUACUUCAGGCAUUACUGCAGAAAGAUGUACCAGCUACAAGGGAAGUUCUUGGUUCAUUGCCAAAUGUCUUUAGUGCAUUGUGCCUUAAUGGUAGAGGAUUGGAGGCAUUUCUUGCAUAUAAUCCAUUUGAUCGAUUAUUUCGUGUAUUGCUAUCACCAAAUUAUUUGCCAGCUAUGCGACGACGAAGGAGUAGUAUUGGGGAUACUGCAACAAAUUUGGGUAGUGCUGUUGAUGAAUUUAUGAGGCAUCAUCCAAGAUUGACUGUUGCUGCUACGGUAGCUAUUGUUAAAUUGUUGAAGGAUCUUGUAGAAUUGGGAUCAAGUGGACGUUUUAUGUGUUGGCGUCCACCAGCUGCUGCAGCAUCAACAACAACGUCACGGGAUGCAGGAAGUGGUCAGGGUAGUGGAAAGAAACAGACACCACAAGAUGCUGGUAGUAGUGAUGAUGAGGAUGAUGAUGAAGAAGAAGCCAGUACAGCAUCACAGAGGUAUGAUGCAUCAGCACAAUCAGCAAGUAGACAACAGGUUCCCCUUACCGAUUACAUUCACAAUACAAUGAAAUUUAUCGAUGCCAUCUUGAGUAAGUCCAAUUCCGAUGAUCAUUGUCGUGAAUUUGUCAAUCAAGGUGGACUACAGCCUCUAUUUCAAGUACUAGCCCUACCAAAUCUCCCAGUUGAUUGUUCAGUAACAGCCCUAGCCCAGAGUGUAGCAACAGUCUGCAAGAGUAUCAUGAGUUUAGCCUUUGAACCAAUGGUCCUUGGUAUAGCCCUUGAGCAUUUGAGUGAAAUUGUUGAACGUCUUGAGCCACUACAGAGACGCCUAGAACAUCCAGGUGGUAGUGUACUACUCAGUGAACUGGCAAAUUGUCCAGAUCCCGAAGCAGCCUUUGCAACACCAGCCUUUACACCCCUUCUUCAUGCAAUCAGUGCAGCACAUGGCUAUAUAGUUAUGCUAGUACAUGUAUGUCGUACAGGUCAAAAUAAUGUCCGUACAGUCAGCCUACAGAAAUGGGGUCAGGACUCAGAACAGGGUUUAGGUCUCCUAAGGCGUCUCGUGCAACUGUAUACGGCUCUCGUGUGGGAGAGUACCCUACUACUGGCACUCUGUACAGAUGACAUCAUACCGCAAGGCUGUGAUUUUGGCAAAGAAGAUCUCGAUCGACUGGUAAGGGAUGAUACAGCACAAGGGAAUGCCAAUGGAGAUGCAGAUGCAGAUGCAAGAAGCAAUGGUGUCACCAAUGCAAUGGAAAAUUUAACAACAAGUGGCGAAGGUGGGGGAAUUAUGGAAAUUGAUCUGACACAAUCAUCAACAUCGAGUGAUCAGAGUAUUGAGGGAAUUGGUGCUGCUGGUGGAUCAAUUGGUUCAGCAGCAGCAGCAUCAGCAGCAGCAGCAGGAGCAUCAGGAGCAUCAGGAUCAAGUGGACCAGAUAAAAGUGGCAUGAGAAAGAGUCGAACAGCAAAUCCAACGCAACUCAGAUACAUCAAUGUUCUAUUGAGUGUUUCAUCACGUCUUGGACGUGCUCUGGCUGAACUUUUUGGUUUAUUGGUGAAAUUGUGUGUUGGUUCACCAUUGCGUCAGCGUCGUGGUCAAACAAUACCAACUGUUCCGCCAUGUUUUGCUGAGACAUCACGUGAGAUAGCACGUGUAUUGAGUUUUACUCUUGUCGAUGGACUAUCUUAUGAUAAAUUACCACCAUCACCAUUUCCCAAAAUGAAAUUUACCUAUUUAAUAUGUAGCAUUGGUUUUACCAUGCCAAUGCUAUUUGACGAACGACGCUAUGCCUUUCACCUAAUGCUGCAUAAAUUUGUCCAAGAAGGUGGUUUAAGGGCAUUUUUUGAGGUGUUCAAUUGGGUACUGACAACAGCAACACCUAACAAUGAAUUGCCAGAGACAACGGUGGAAUUUAUGAAUGAAUGGUUGACAUUGUUGGAGAGAUUGAUAAAUCCAAAGGCUAUAUUGCAUACACCACAUACAUUGCCGACUAAUCAACGAGCAGGUGGAUCAAAUGGUGGACAGAGAGAUUUGGGUGAUUUUGAUGUUGUACAGUAUCUCAUUGAAGUACAGAGGAAUGCAUUCAAUGCCAUUCAACAAUUGAGAAAAAUUGUGUCAAUACACAAUUUCAGUGAUCGUAUGCAGGAAUAUACAUUGGUUAUACUAAGGCACAUUUUUCGUGCUGAAGCUAUCAUUAAGGAACGUCAGAGUGAACGACAGAGUGAUGAUGGUGAGGAAAAUGUGGCAGGAUCAACGGGUAUGACAUCAACUGAUAUUGCUGCAAGAAUUGUUGUUGGAACAGCACCACGACGUACAGGUACUACUGAUGUAACUCCACCGCAGCAACCCGUAAAUCCACAGCAUCUACGUCAAUUGAUGGAUAUGGGAUUCAGUCAUGAUCACUGUACAGCUGCACUGCGUCAAGCGACAUCGGUCGAACAGGCCACAGAACUCCUCUUGAGUAUGCCAAUAGCAACAGAGAGGGCACCACCAGAGAGAAAUAUGGAUGUUGAUAUGGGUGAAGAAGAACAGUAUAUUCAUGCUAUUUUGAUGAGUCUCAAAGAAAUGCCAGAUAAUCUUGUUGAGGGUAGUACAAUUGCAGCUGAUGCCGAAACAGAACCCGAAACACCAAUACCCCUUGCAACAGAUGAACUCGACAGAUGGGCAGAUGGUGCUGUAUACAUAUGCCUUAAUAUUAUUGAUACAAUGCCAACAUUGGUUAGUCGAGCCCUGGAUCUAUUGAUAACAAUUGCAAAACGUAAUGGUACUAGAUGGCGUGAUGAUAUGCUAAUGGUUAUUUUGGAUGAAGUGGCAAAUUGUCUGGGUUACUAUGAAAAAUACCUGAGUAAGGCAACACCAAGGCAGGCCUUUGUCAGUCUCAUGAGCAAUAAACCAAUCAGUGAGAAGACAGAUAAUCGACUUCAUCUACUUAGAUUGAUGCUUGAUCCACAUCAGGGACAUGAUUUGCGUUUUCCAACGGCCAUGGCAGUAGGAAGGGCCAAUUUAAUUCUCAAAAUAUUCAUUGUAAUGGAACGCCUUGAUCAUCGUCUGACGCAUUUUAGUACUGAAGUCAGUGGACCCAAAUGGUUUCCACAUCUUGCAAUUAUCUUUAAACAAAUCGAACAAGUGGCUGUUCUGCUAGAACAUCGUCAAUCAAUUAUGAUGCGUGGUACAUGGCGAACAUGGAAAUGGUAUGAUGUGGCUACAGCUCAAUGGAAUACAUUUUCAAUGGUUAACAAUCGAACAAUUAAUGAGGCAUUUACAAAUGGUGAAUCUAGUGUACGUAUACGUUCUGGACGUCACAGAUUUACUGUUAAUUUUGGCUGUAUGAGUCAAGUUAAUGAGGAAACAGGUGCCUAUCAGCCAGUUAUAAUGGCCAUUGAGAGAAAUGGUGGUAGUAGUUAUGUGUCAAUUGGUAGUGGUCCAAUUAGGGGUAUUGAACAAUUUGAUGUUAAAAUGAUACUUGAGAUAUUAAUUGAUCUACUACCACUAUCUAUUGAUACAUCUGUCAAGUAUUCACUGAUGAAGACAUGCUUGAGGAUUACGAGAAAUUUUCAAUAUGCCAAAUAUUUUGCACAAAAUGGCGGAAUUGAGGCAUUACUGAGGAUGCGUCAUGUACCAGGUAAUAAUGAUUUUCUCCAAAUAGCUCUACUAUUGAUACGUCAUACGGUUGAAGAACCAAAAACAUUGGAAUUGGCUAUGGAGAGUGUUAUUGUGAGUCGUUUGGUGCCAAAUAUUCCGGCUGGCUAUCGGGAUUUGAUCUAUUUGACACGACAACUUAGUGGUGCUGUUGCUAGAUGUCCGGAAAUGUAUGUACGUGUGGCUAAAAGAAUGCUACGACUAGAUACAACAUCAACAACGGCAAGACGAUCUACCACGGCUAGUGGACAACAUGAUGAUGAUGAACCGAAAUUGUUGGUUAAACUGGCAUCAACAUCAACGGGACAACAAUCAACAACAUCACGUGUGUACACUGUUGAAGAUCGUGUGACACAUGAUGUUAUCAGUGCUCUCCUAUCAGCCCUAAUUGCAACAGAUACCACCGCAGAAUUUGACGAUAAAUCACCAAAUCCAGCUGAUUCAGAUGAUGGUGAUAGAUCAUCAAAUACAGCACAAAUUCCCGAUGAUGAUGACAAUGAUUCAUCAAUGGCUGAUGAUAGAAUAUCACAUGGUAGAUCACCACGUUGGACAACAAAUACAGCACCACCAACAACAGAUACCCAAGAUACCAAUCGUCUACUGAUCUCCAAAGGUGUCCUAUUGCGUUUUCUCAGUGAUUUAGUCCGAAGCUACCAAACUGUUGCCUUAAUUGUGGCUGAAUAUACAAUACCAAAAGGAGAGGCAAAUUUAACAAAAGACACACCAUUGUUGGCCUAUCUAAUUGACACAUUUAUACCAUGGACAGAUUCAAAUCAGGAUCGUGAAUGCAAUGCAAGUGCAAGGAUGUUGGUAUCAUCAUUGGCAGCAAUGUCAGGUGUUGGGAGAAUUCAGAGUAUUUUGAUACAUGAACUGAAGAGUGCACUUGUAAGAACAUGGCAUAUGAGUGAUAUGGCAAAAAAAUGUUUUCACAUACAACUUUUGGCACAAUUGAUACCAAUUUUAAUUGAAGAUAGCCCAUCGGAACAUCCACUGUUGAUGACAACAAAUGGACUGAGGCAACAAAUGAUGAUGCCAAGGCGCAGCAAUAUGUUCUAUGGAAUGGUUCGUCUCAAUUUAAUUGAAGAUCUUGCCCGUGUCACCCAACAAGUUGAUUUUGCCCAUCCCCAUACAAUAGCCACCCUAAAUGCUGUCCUAAAACCCCUCGAGACUCUCCUUCGAUUGACAAAUCAACCAACAUUGUCCGUGGUAACACGUCGACGUGGUGGACAUCAACAGAGGAAUGCUCGAAGGACAUCUGCACCACGACCAACACAGAUCAUUGAAGGUGGCCAUGUUGAUGUUAUUGUGUCUACCGUUAUCUGGCCACAGGAAAAUGGUUCUAGUGAUCGUCCUGCUGUUGCAUCGUCAUCUUCAUCGGCAACUACCCAAGUGUCAGCAUCUGUGGCAGCUGGUGGUGUUGCUGGUGAUGGUGGUGGUACAGGGGCAGCAGCAGCAGCAGGAGGUGGUGGUAGGGUUGAUGGGGAUGCAGGAGGUGGUGGAGGAGGAGGAGCAGGUGAACAAGGUGAAAGUGCCCCAUGGGAAGAGAACGAAGAGGGCAAUGAUGCAGCAUGGCAGGAUCUCUAUACGAUGGAAUCAUCGAGUGAUUCUGAGGAAUCUGAAUCGGCUGGUGGUGAGGAAAAUGCCGAACCGGCUGAUAUGGAGAAUGAGGAGGAGGAGGAACAUGAAGAGGCUGAACCAGAAGAACCAAGUGAUGUUGAAGUUGAUGAAGAAACCCGCCAAUUUGUUGAGAUGUACGAACAACAUGUCUAUGGCAUGAGAUCACCCACAUUUGUUGAAAUUGAACGUGGUAGUGGGGGUAGUGAUGUGGGUGGACCAAGUGGAUCAGGUGGUGGUCCAGAUACCGAAGAUAUCAAUAUGAUACAGUAUCCGAGAGUUGGUGUUACCUCAGGUAAUUCCAAUGUAAUUGAUACAAAUGAUGCAGAGACACCAGAUGGUGCUGGAUCAUCUCAUGAUAUUGCACGGGAUACAAGUAGUCCACGUGUCUAUUUCCAUGCAAUGUACGAUGAUACAGGUGAUAGUGGUGGUAGGGGUAGUCAAAUAACACGAGAUGGUACAACAGCAGCUGCACCAACAACAGCUGCUGGUAAUUUGCAAUUGUUAAUGGGUAGUUCGACACAGCAGAAUCUAACACCAGAUGGCACUGGUGCCAAUGGUGGAGGUGGUGCUGUAGCACAGAGAAAUCGUGUCAGACGAUAUCACUAUUUGCGAUCAAUAGCAGCGAGGAAUACAACGCAGCCGGUGAUACUGCAACGACUCCUUGGACCUAGUAGUCAUCCGUCGACGUCAUCAGCACCAUUCAGGGAUGCAACACGCGUGGUACUGAUGGACAAUGGCUUUGGCAUCUUCUCACCGCAGGCGUCUGGACAGAAUGAAGAAGGUGCAAUUGAUGUUGUAGAUAGAGCUGACUAUUCUGCCCUAUUUGGACGUAGUUUAGCCAGUUCCCUCACCAAUACACCAAGUGUUCUGUCAGCCUGGGUCGAAGAAUCCAAAUUACUGGGUCUCGAGACGCAGCCUUACGUCUGUCAAUUGGCAUGUGAGGAGAUCCUCAAGGAAUUGGAAGUACAUCGUACAGCUGACGGUGCUAAAGUUACUGCAAAACGCAAAAAAAUUCCAAAUACUGAGAGAUCCAAAGGUACAACAACACCAUCAAUCGCUGGCAAUGGAUCAUCUGUUGUUGGUGAUGAUGAUACCGAUGUUAGGGUGGAUGAUGAUGGUACUGGUGGUAAUUCAGUUCCUGAGAUCAGAAUUGAGGAUCAAGAGGAUAAUCAGCAAGAACCACAGAUACUCCUCAGGACAACAACAGCCCCAUCGAGUGAGGAUAGUGAGAGAUCGGAGACGGAAACGGUUGAGGGUGUUGGAGAUGGUGGAAGGAGGAGGAGCGGUGAUGCUGGAGAUGGUGAUGGUGAUGUUGGUGUAGUUGGUACAGGUGAGAGAUCAGAAGGUGAUGAUGAUGUCUUCCAUAUACGUCGUUUUGUACCACAUCGUGGUGGUAUGUUGCCGACUGAGGUGGCAACGAGUGAUGAUGAGACAGAAGGUGACGAGGAUGAUGCUGAAGAAGCUGAAGAAGAAGAUGAUGAUGAAGAUGAUGAAGUUGGUGAAGAUGAUGAAACUGAAGAAGAAUCUGCCGUUGCUGGAGCUGUAGGUGCAUCAAAUGCUGAUACAGGAGGCACUGAAUCAGGUGAAAAUGCCCCAUCAACACCACCAUCAUCUGUUCCAGCACCAUCAUCAAUCCCAGCACCAUCAUCAGGUGGUGGCAAUCAAUCACAAAUGCCUCUGGAUACCUUGACAAAUCUUCCAGAUGGCAUUGAUCCGAGUUUCCUAGCUGCUCUUCCAGCUGAUAUGCGUCAUGAAGUACUUGAGCAACAUUUGCGAUUGCAGAGAAAUCGUGAGGAGGCACAGAGGAAUGCUGCACAGCGAAAUUAUCAAAUUGGUGAAAUUAAUUCGGAAUUUCUAGCAGCAUUGCCACCACAUAUUCAAGAAGAAGUUCUAACUCAGCAGCGAAUUGAUCAACAAUCGAUGACAAAUCCAAAUGAUCCAGUUGAUGCAGCUGCUUUCUUUCAGAAUCUACCAGCUGCCCUCAGGCAGUCCAUUCUCACGGACAUGGAAGACAGUCAAAUAUCUGUUUUACCACCGGAAUUGGCAGCUGAAGCCCAGAAUCUCAGGCGUGAUUGGCAAUUGAUGCAGGAACAUGUGAUGAAUCUCUUGAGUGGAGCAUCAUCUAGUUCAUCAUCGACUGUCUUGAGGUAUCGAGGCAGAGAUCAGACACCAAGAUCCCGCUUUCGUAGUGGUUGGGGUCAAAGUGGCAAUUUACAGGGUUUGAGCGGUGGUGAACAUUCCAGUGAAGGUGUUAUGCCCCUUCUUGGUCAGUAUUCCAGUGCAAUGGAUCGACAGGGAAAUGCUUUCUUGGACCAGGAAGCCCUGGCAUCCCUUCUUGUAAUGCUAUUCAUCGAUGCACCCAAAUUCAAUGUUUUGCGCUUCCAACGGGUAAUUCGGAAUUUAUGUUUUCAUGCACCAACCCGACGUUGGAUCAUUGGAGCAUUGCUGGCAAUAAUGGAGAGAACAGCUGAAGUUGUUGAUUUGGCAUCAAUAAAGAAGGUAUCAUCAGGGUCACCUGGUCAUGAUCCAAUGGAAUCUAUCAAUAGCAUUGGUAAGGGUAGAAAGGGUCAAAUGUCAUCAUCAUCAUCAUCAACAGAUAUGUCAUGCUCAAAGAAACCAAUAGAACGACCAAUGUGGCUCAAUAUUCGACUAGAUCCAGCUCUUGGAAGUCGUGCCAAUGUCUUCAUCUAUUGCAAUACAACAAAGAAACUCCUAUUGCAUCCUCAAGCUGCCAAUUCAACCUGUCGACAUGCCCUUGAACUGCUGACAUUGCUGGCAAAGACAUUUGCAGCAUACUUCAUGCCAACAAAUAAAGAUGAUACCGCACCAUCGGAUGCAUCAGCUACAACUGAAGCUGGUCCAAGUCGUCCUGCUGCUGCAAGUGGUACAACAUCUGGUCAACAAGAUGAUUUUUGGAGUAUACUGGUACGAUUGGAUAAUCCUGGUGGGCGAAUUGCACCAAGUGAACCACAGAAACGUACCCCUGGAUAUCCAACAGUACGAGCGACCAAACAAAUUCCCGUGACAUUUACCGAUGCCGAACCAAAAACCUUCGAUGAAGCACCAUUUGGACGUCUUGUGGCUAUGCUAAGAGCACCAAAUAUACGAAAAAGUCGUCCAUUGACAGAUAAAUUGCUGAGAUUGUUGGCAUAUAUGAGUAUUGCAUUGCCAACUGAUGGUGAUUCAGAUGACAAAAAGGCACCGUCAUUCAUUAAAAAUUACUCAGUGGGUAUUCUGGAGACAAUUGUUGAUGUUCUAUCGGAAAAAUCAUGCUCAGAGGAUGGUCUAGACAAUAUUGCCAAUCUUCUAGUUAAUCUCAGUCACUGCAGUACAGCUAUCAGAGAUAAUAUUAUCAAAUUGCUGCUCAAUGCUGUCAAGGAAUUGGCACAAUUGCUGGAGGAGCAAAUAAAGAAGUUGAUGGAUGAACUAAAGAUGGCUGAUUUGGAUGCAGGAGCAGCAGCAACAGCAACAACGACAGCUGGAACAUCAGAUGGUGGUGUAGGUGGUUCAGCUGAAGAACCAUCUCGACGGGGUACCCUUCAGGAUCGAUUUACCCGUGAAGUUGUUGUUGUAUCAUCAGAAGGUCGUCCAAGGGCAACUGGUGAUCUUCAGCUACCAUCAAUGGCACCAUUAGUGGCUAAGACAAGCAAUCAGACCUUCUUCCUGCGUACACUCAAGAUAAUCUUUCAGAUUAGGCGUGUUGAGAAGGAAAGUGAUGAUACAUCUAGUGGACAAUUUAGAGAUAUACAUCAGUUGCGUCAGUAUAGACUUUGGCAGACAUUGAGUGAUUGUCUUGAAUUGCUAAAGCAAACGCAUGAUCAUCAUGCUGUAUUGGUCUUUCAAUGUGCCGUUGAAGCCUUCUUUCUCACUCAUGCUCCAGCUAGACGGACCGAUGGUACCACACAAGAAAAUCGACGGGAUGUCUUUCAGGAAGUCAUGCAACCGAUGUCACCCAUUGCACUCAAUUUUGAUACAGUUUCUGAAUCAUCCGAUACACCACAAUGUCACAAUUCACCACCGUUUAUCAGGCAUCAUGCUAAAUUUCUCAGAUUUGCUGAGAAACACCGAACUGUUCUCAAUCAAAUCUUGCGACAGUACACAACUCACUUGGCCGAUGGACCAUUUGCUGUUCUAGUUGAUCAUACGCGUAUCUUGGAUUUUGAUGUCAAACGCCGCUACUUCCGGACCGAAUUGGAACGAUGCGACGAAGGGAUCCGACGCGAAGAAUUGGCCAUUCAUGUCAAUCGGAUGAAUGUUUUUGAAGAUAGUUUCAGAGAACUCUAUCGACGAAGUCCUGAAGAAUGGAAAAAUCGCUUCUACAUUGCUUUUGAAGAUGAAGAAGGUCAAGAUGCUGGUGGAUUGCUGAGGGAGUGGUAUGUGAUAAUAUCACGGGAAAUAUUUAAUCCAAACUAUGCCCUAUUCACUGUGUCACCUGGAGAUCGUGUCACUUAUAUGAUUAAUCCAUCAUCUCAUGCUAAUUCAAAUCAUCUCUGCUACUAUAAAUUUGUUGGAAGGGUCAUUGCCAAAGCCAUCUAUGACAACAAACUACUAGAAUGCUAUUUUACACGAUCCCUGUACAAACACAUUUUGGGUAUUCGUGUAAAGUAUACAGAUAUGGAAAGUGAAGAUUAUGACUUCUACAAAGGUCUUGUAUAUCUUAAGGAGAACAAUAUCACAACAUUGGGAUGUGAAUUGACAUUUUCGCUGGAACUACAAGAAUUUGGUGUGACUGAAAUACGUGAUCUCAUAACAAAUGGAAGGAAUAUUCCUGUGACAGAGGAAAAUAAACUUGAAUACAUUAGACUUGUGUGUCAGCUCAAGAUGAGUGGUUCAAUUAAACAACAACUUGCCGCCUUCCUCGAGGGCUUCUAUGAUAUCAUACCGAAACGUCUUAUAAGUAUUUUCAAUGAACAAGAACUUGAAUUGCUGAUAUCAGGAUUACCAAAUGUUGAUAUUGAGGAUCUAAGAGCCAAUACAGAGUAUCAUAAGUACAGUCCAUCGUCAAUUCAGAUUCAAUGGUUCUGGCGUGCACUGAGGAGCUUCGAUCAGGCUGAUCGGGCAAAAUUCCUUCAGUUUGUCACUGGGACAUCGAAGGUGCCACUUCAGGGUUUUGCUGCUCUCGAGGGCAUGAAUGGUAUCCAGAAAUUUCAGAUUCAUCGCGACGACAGAGGAACAGAUCGUCUACCAUCGGCACAUACAUGCUUCAAUCAGCUAGAUCUACCGGUGUAUAAGACCUACGACAAAUUGCGAGAGUGCCUCUAUAAGGCCAUCCAUGAGUGCUCAGAGGGAUUUGGCUUUGCUUAAAAGUUCGCCUGUGGGAGCUGUGAUACUUGUGAAAAAAAAAAUAAAUAAGAAAAAAAAGUAAAGUGGGAAGUACUCCAGGACAUUCCACAACAAAUUUAAAUAAAACAAAAAAAGAAAUAAUAAAAGAAUCAUUUUGUAAAAAAAAAGAAAAUAAGAGAGAGAAAUGUGAGAAGGGAAGAAAUGAAGAUUUAUUAAAUAAAAAUGCAUAAUUCUUGAAAAAAAAAAA
This is a messenger RNA of Phlebotomus papatasi, 13039 nucleotides long. It is a transcript of the gene HUWE1, whose product is annotated as E3 ubiquitin-protein ligase HUWE1. The coding region runs from base 418 to 12813 and encodes 4131 amino acids. Gene Ontology annotation, molecular function: protein binding; ubiquitin-protein transferase activity. Gene Ontology annotation, cellular component: nucleus. NCBI's taxonomy places the organism in Eukaryota, Metazoa, Arthropoda, Insecta, Diptera, Psychodidae. The record is from RefSeq and is a predicted model, not a curated record. The transcript has 16 exons. Gene Ontology annotation, biological process: positive regulation of protein catabolic process; proteasome-mediated ubiquitin-dependent protein catabolic process; protein polyubiquitination.